UCUGUCACUCCCCCUCUCACGCUCUGUUAAUUUUUAGCAUGAGAAAAGGAGGAGUUCGUUUAUUUUAAAAGCAACAUUUAGAACAGCAGCAAACAUCAUUCCUUUCAAAACCAAACCCUGAACUUUUAUCCGUUUAGGUUUACCAGAAGGGACACGAAUGCAUUAGGCUUCUUCAUCCACAUGUUAACAAACCGCAACCCAGUAAUGGACAUUUAGAACAUGUCUGGGAGGCGGUCACACUAUAAGUGGGCUGUUUAUCAUUCAGAAAAUUAAAACAAAGGAAGAAAUUCAUAAAGUGAGAGAACUUGCACAUUUUCUUGUGGAUUUAACCUCAGUAUAAAGAUUAAAGAAACAAACCACUGUUUCAGCAUGAGCACCAUGGAGCCCAGCCUGAGUAUUGACUACAUGGACAACAUCACCCUCAACGUGACCCCCAGUGACAUUAACAUGACAGGCAUUGCCCAGAUCAUGAUUCCUCAGGAACUGUUCCUAAUGCUAGGCUUAAUAAGCCUGGUGGAGAACAUUCUGGUUAUUGCAGCCAUCAUUAAGAACAGAAACCUGCAUUCUCCCAUGUAUUAUUUCAUCUGCUGCCUUGCCGUGUCUGACAUGCUGGUUAGCGUAAGCAACGUGGUGGAGACGUUGUUCAUGCUUCUCACAGACCACGGGCUUCUGAGCGUCACGACAAGGAUGCUGCGCCACCUGGACAACGUCAUUGACAUCAUGAUCUGCAGCUCUGUGGUUUCCUCGCUGUCCUUCCUGUGCACCAUCGCGGCAGAUCGCUACAUCACCAUCUUCUACGCCCUGCGCUACCACAGCAUCAUGACCACCCAGCGUGCCGUCACCAUCAUCACCAUCGUUUGGCUGACCAGCAUCACCUCCAGCUCGCUGUUCAUCAUCUACCACACCGACAACGCCGUCAUCGCCUGCCUUGUGGCCUUCUUCGGCGUCACGCUGGUUUUUACGGCCGUCCUUUAUCUGCACAUGUUCAUCCUGGCGCACGUGCACUCCAAACGCAUCAUGGCGCUCGACAAAAACCGGCGCCAGGCCACCAGCAUGAAAGGCGCCAUCACGCUAACCAUCCUGUUGGGGGUUUUUAUCAUUUGCUGGGGUCCGUUCUUUUUGCAUCUGAUCCUAAUCCUGACGUGUCCAACAAACCCUUAUUGCAAGUGCUACUUCAGUCAUUUCAACCUCUUCUUAAUCCUCAUUAUAUGCAACUCUCUAAUCGACCCAUUGAUUUACGCCUACCGGAGUCAAGAACUGCGCAAGACACUUAAGGAGAUCGUGUUGUGCUCUUGGUGUUUUGUUAUGUAAGAUUUAUCGAGACAAAAGAGUAGAACUGUGUACAGUUUACGCCCGUAAAGGCCGCGAGCAUGCCGGAGAGAUGCCUGACUCUUACAUUUAAAUACAGCUUAAUUGGAUCAUUAUUUAUAUAUUUGAAAAAAGACUAAAAUUAUGCAAACUGAAGUGGAGGAAAAACUCUGCUUGUCUUAUUACAGAACUUAGUGUUGAAUUUGAAUAACAAACCAAAUGCUGGAUUCUUAUUGAACAUUGUCUUUGAUUAAGGGUGAUUUUAAAAUCCAGUUCGUCUGCAGGGACUUUUGAUGUUGUCCGUAUAACACUAUACAUAAUGCUCAAAUAAACCCCUUCUUAUUCUUUUCCUGACACUUCAGCUGAGAUUUAUUUGGAUUUUUUUUUUUUUUUCUUGCAAAAAAAUUCAGAUUUGUAUGUUGAGAAAAGAAUCGAACAAAUGGAGAUUUCACUUCAGUAAAAACUGUAUUCAGGCUUGUAUUCGGUUUAAAAUGUUUAUUAAGAUGAUGCCUUGUUACUUGUGAGGAAAAUGUAUUAUAAUCAUCAAGCGAUUGUGUAUGAGGGAAUCCUUUAUGAGCCUUUAAAGCAAGUGGGUCAGGAUCGGCUUGUAAAAAGACUUUUUUUAUAAAGAAGCAGUUAUUGAGUCUGAAACAGGUAUUUUUGUUUUAGUAUUUCUUAUAAACUUUUACUACAUUAACAAAGUAUUAAUUAAUUUAUGAAUUUUUUCCAGAACUUCUCCGGUACUAACACAUCACCAACUCCAAUCUUUCUUUCCCUCACACACACA
This is a messenger RNA of Silurus meridionalis, 2095 nucleotides long. RefSeq names its product melanocortin 1 receptor (gene mc1r). The coding region runs from base 370 to 1311 and encodes 313 amino acids. Gene Ontology annotation, cellular component: membrane. Gene Ontology annotation, biological process: G protein-coupled receptor signaling pathway. The transcript has 2 exons. The record is from RefSeq and is a predicted model, not a curated record. Lineage: Eukaryota; Metazoa; Chordata; Actinopteri; Siluriformes; Siluridae. Gene Ontology annotation, molecular function: melanocyte-stimulating hormone receptor activity.